AUGCUCGCCCUCGCUCUUCUCGCGACGCCCUCAAACGCCGCGUCUCGCCCCCGUCCGCGGCGCGGGGGGGCACUCACCGACACGCGCAACCGCACCGACUUCAGCAUCAAGCUCGAGACCGACGCGCCGACGCUCGCCCUCGCGGCGUCUGCCUCGCGCAAACCCAACAAGGCCGCGGAGCUCCUGCUCCACCAAGACGUCCUCGGGGGUGGGGGGGCGCUGUUCGGUGCCCGUCCGGACGUCGCCACCUUCCAUCCAACCUUCUCCAUCCCGUUCAACCUCUCCAAGUUCAGCGGCGCCGCCUCGCGCGCCGCCGCCCCGACCACCCUAAAGCCCAUCGGCGCCGCGGCCGACGCCGAGCUCGCCUCCUUUGGCGAGGCUGCCGGCGCGGUCAAGAAUGGCGACGUCUCGCUCGCCGACUCCACCGUCAACUCCAUCGGUGUCACGUGCGGCGGCGGCGCCGCCCCUGUGUGGUGCGCGGAGCCGUUGCCGCUCGCCGAGCUCUGCGUCUCUGAGGAUCCGAUCGAGGCCUCGGGCUCCACGAGCAGCGAGACGAGCCUCAAGACCGCCACGGCCCACUCGAAGAGCGAGGCCGACGAGACGGGCACAAAG
Molecule: messenger RNA, 612 nt
Organism: Emiliania huxleyi CCMP1516
Lineage: Eukaryota; Haptophyta; Isochrysidales; Noelaerhabdaceae
Exons: 1
Source: RefSeq, a predicted model, not a curated record